AUGGAUAGCCGCCCAACGGUAUAUGACCGUGAGAACCGGGUUGUGGGGCUGCCACUUUCGCUUCCUGAACUACUCACUGGCGCGGAGAAUAUGCCCGCCAGUGAGUGGUGUAAUUUCACCAUGAAGGCACCAUUCCAGUUUUCAAUCGCUUUAACCAACAAGAAGCUGAAGGGGUCAAUUCUGCAAUCACUGCUGGCGAGGCCCGGCUUGAACGAGCCUGUCAUCCGGCCCGGAUGGAGGGGCGACUGGGACGCCGGAAAGUUCUAUGCGAAAGUGAAUUCGCAACUGUCCAAUGUGGAAGCCUUGGUGAUGUAUUGCACUGGCAAAGUCAUUACUGACCCCGAGCACAUGUGCACCAUGUGCAGUGCUGGAAAAGGACCCUUCUCCUUCUGCGUGACAGCAGAAGGAAUUGAAGAAUGCGCGAGCUGCCACUGGGAUGGGCAAGCGGCCAGAUGCUCAUUCAAUAGCAAUCCCUUGCCCAGAAAGUCCCGGCGAAAUUCAAAGGUUUACACGGCCGAGGAGUUCCAAGCACUGGAGCAGGAUAUUGAGGAGAUUCGGGUUUUGGAGGAGAACGCAAGAGCAACUCAAAUCAAGUUGCGAAAGCUCUUGGAGGAACAUCUCCAUAAUUCCCUAAAAGCUGAUGACAUCAACCCUCAGUAUGAGGACCGCGAGCUCGGUGGGGACAGCAUGGCGACCCUGAUGGCGCAAUACCAUAAUGAACUCGCAGUGAAGUGGCUACGUCUUGAUAGAAAGAACGCCCUGGAGAGCAUCGAAGUCUCUGACCAAGCCGCGGAGGAGGUCUUUGAAGUGAUUACUCGGCUAAAGAAAAUCAUUUCCAAUCUUUGA
Penicillium verhagenii is the source of this 846-nucleotide messenger RNA. Its product is annotated as DUF3716 domain-containing protein. Bases 1 to 846 code for a protein of 281 amino acids. Lineage: Eukaryota; Fungi; Ascomycota; Eurotiomycetes; Eurotiales; Aspergillaceae. The record is from RefSeq and is a predicted model, not a curated record. The transcript has a single exon.